Xylaria bambusicola is the source of this 3116-nucleotide messenger RNA. Its product is annotated as C2H2 finger domain protein. The transcript is spliced from 3 exons. Gene Ontology annotation, cellular component: chromatin. Gene Ontology annotation, molecular function: zinc ion binding; DNA-binding transcription factor activity, RNA polymerase II-specific; RNA polymerase II cis-regulatory region sequence-specific DNA binding. Lineage: Eukaryota; Fungi; Ascomycota; Sordariomycetes; Xylariales; Xylariaceae. The coding region runs from base 542 to 3022 and encodes 826 amino acids. The record is from RefSeq and is a predicted model, not a curated record. Gene Ontology annotation, biological process: DNA-templated transcription; regulation of transcription by RNA polymerase II.
UCGUUCCCUCUUUUGUCCCCUCUUCAUCCCUCCCCCCCCCAUCCCCUCCUUUUUUAUUUCCUGCUUUUUGCAUUUCUAUUCAUCUAUCUCUCCAUCUCCCAUCAACCCCUCUUCCAACUCAAUCACCAACCCACGAUUCUCAGCAACCCGCGUCGCCCUGCUUCCAAGGACGGUCGCACCAUCUCAGAUACCACAGCGUAUCGAGACAAAUCCACGGCCUAGGCCGCGACUUAAUUUCCCACAGCAUCCCAUGACCCAUAUAGCCAUUCAAAUGACCAGCUACGUCCAGUCGAGUCAACAAGACACACUUUAAAUCCCACGGGAGCGUGCGUGCGUGCGAGCGAGUAGAGGAGCCAGGCGAUUUCAACUAUCAGUCUGAAGUAUUUUUCGGAGCAGUCGGCCGCCAACCAACCCCAGCCAAGCCAAGUCACCGUCGUUUUCGUCGUCGUCGUCGAUCGAUAUAAUAAAUCUUUAAUACAACGUAGUUAUUAUCAUCCAUCAGUCAACGCAUCCGAGCCCAACAACGCGACAAUCAGCCAAGAUGCCUGGCGCAAGCGUGGCCGUUCUUCCCACGUCCGCCUCAUCAACUCCGGUCGCCCGAAAGACCUCUCUCACUCAACCAGAGCGCAAAUAUAAGUGCCAGUUCUGCGCAAGGGCUUUCAGCAGAAGUGAACACCGCAGCAGACAUGAGCGGUCGCACACGAAAGAGCGUCCUUUCAAAUGCAUGAAGUGUCGCAGUACAUUUGUGCGGAGGGAUCUUCUUCUUCGACACGAUCGCACCGUCCACGCCAAAGACGGAGGUGUCCCUCUCCAUAGCGACGGAAAGCGUCGCGCUGGCGGUGCCAAAGCCCGAGCCAUCAACGGCCCUUCCAAGUCCAUCGCUCUGGACACAUCCACUCUGAGUGAGCAGAUAGAGGCUAGUAGCGAAGGAGUCUUCGACGUGGAGCACGCUGCUAUGCUGGUUGCCGACCUUCAUCACAAAGCUACAGCCGCUAUGCGAGACAACGACGCCGCAAGCCCAUACACGCCAAGCCCAACUACGACCUACCCUACGAGCGGUGCGCCGUUGAUGGAUCCCGCCGUCUACCCACCUGGCAAUGCUCCCCUUCCCCAGAACGUUCCUUGGGAUGCAUUCAUGGCGCAGUCUGUUGCUGAAGUCAAGGCUCAAUCAGCUGCUUCUUCUGGCUCUGGUGGUGGUUCUCGCACGUUUGAGUCACAGCAGUCCUUUGCUAGUGUGAGUACAGCCCAUGUACAUGCCAUUCCCUUGCCAGCUUCUACUGAAUACAAAUACAAUGGUCUCUUAACUGCCUUGCAAUCCAUGAUCAACACACUUGACCCUACCAGUAUUGGCAUUUCCGCUUCUAGCAAACCUCCCACAUCUAGUUGUCGGAUAUCGCAAGCUGACCAAGACCAGGCCUCGGCUGGAUUCAAAGCUCCUCAGGUCCUCAAUGAUGAAGAGCGCAAUAUGAUAUUAGACAACAUUCGGGCUCAUGACAGCGAGCACGCCAUCCCGGAAGGGUUCCAUGUUCCUAAUCUGGGCUCGAUGAAUCGGUAUCUAGCGACUUACUUCGGACUAUUCCAUCAUCACCUCCCUUUUCUGCAUCCCUCUUCCUUCAACGUGACUCAAGUCUCGCCAGCUAUUCUCCUUGCUGUAUUAUCCAUCGGUGCGCUAUAUGCAUUCGACCAAGAUCAGGCAUACAUGCUGCAUAUUGGAUCCAAGGUCUUGGUGAAUCAAUUUCUGCAAAACAAGGAGAACUUCAGCUCUCGAAAAUGUCCUUUAUGGACGAUGCAGAGCUCGCUGUUGAACAUGAUCUUUGCUAGCUGGAGUGGUGAUCCGAAAGGUCUCGAGUGGGCUUGCUCUAUCAAGAGUCUGCUUGCCAAUAUGGUUGCGGGCAACCGUUACGAGUUGAAGCUACGCCAGGAUGCUCGUGACGGCGCUCUCCCAUCCCGCUCUGAAUGGGUAGAAGAUGAAGGCUGCCGUAGGACUUACUAUGCUGUGUACAUUUUCUUUGGGCUGCUGACGUUGACCUACAACCACACCCCUGCCAUUAGCUUCAACGAAUUUGAAGAUUUGCAGCUGCCAUCAUCGGAGGCGCUCUGGAACUCGAAAGUGACCGACGACCAAGCCUGGUACGAACAGUUAAAGGCGUCUCCUGGAAUUACCUUUAUGGUUGCUCAUGAUCAUCUCUUUCAGGGUGAAACAUUGAAGUACAGUGCCUUCGCAACGCGCGUUAUGAUCAACACGUUGUUCCUCGAGGUGUGGUACCAGAAGCGCAGCCCCGAGGCUCUACAAGAUGUGGUCACUGAGUAUAAGCUUCGGCUUGCUUUGGAGACGUGGGAGAAAUCUCUUGAUCUUUGUGAGCCUGAGGCUGACGCCGUUCCCCUGAGUGCACCUCACAAGGGCCAUCCGUUGAUCUUUAACGCACAAGCCAUGUACCGCAAUGCUCGUGCGCGCCUUGAAGUUGAUCUCAAAGGUGUGCAAGAAGCACUCCGAUACCACGAUCACUAUGAGGUCGCUGCGGCGAUGUCUAAGGCUCGUGAUCGCGUCAAGCGAUCUAGCGAGAUGAUCAAAGUUAUCCAAGAGUGCUACAACUGCAUUGAAACCGCCGUUCGUCAGGGCGUACGCUGGGUCGCCCGCACAUCACCCACCAACUGGAGCAUUGAGCACCCCCUCUGCGGCAUGGACCUCAUGAUCACGCUCACCUUGUGGCUCUACCGUCUGGAACAUGACGAAGAGCCUGCUACCGAGGAAGAGAUGGCCAUGUACCACAAGGUUCGAUUGCUGUUUGAGAAGGAGUCCGAGGGUACGCUGACCUCGCCGCAGCUCAGUGGCACCGUCGCUCACCUUUGGGGCUCCAUGCUCGAUGAGGUGGUAGUCUGGGGUAUCACGAGGCUCAUGGGUGAAUCCUUCCGUCUACACACGCAGGCACUUAACGGUUACGUGGAUGACGUAGAAGCAUCUUCUAACGUCUCGACGCCGUCAAUGAUUUCGCAGGGGGCAGAUGAAGAGAGCUUGUAUUAGUAUGAUGAGACCCACGAUUUUCUUUUUGUUUGGUUGUUUUUCCUUGAAAACCCACGGAUGGGGAAGGUUUAAUUCUGCGCAUAUACCUGGUCGU